Neodiprion virginianus is the source of this 1211-nucleotide messenger RNA. It is a transcript of the gene Pis, whose product is annotated as CDP-diacylglycerol--inositol 3-phosphatidyltransferase. The transcript is spliced from 5 exons. Lineage: Eukaryota; Metazoa; Arthropoda; Insecta; Hymenoptera; Diprionidae. Gene Ontology annotation, biological process: phosphatidylinositol biosynthetic process. The record is from RefSeq and is a predicted model, not a curated record. Gene Ontology annotation, cellular component: membrane; Golgi apparatus. Gene Ontology annotation, molecular function: CDP-diacylglycerol-inositol 3-phosphatidyltransferase activity. The coding region runs from base 215 to 868 and encodes 217 amino acids.
UGACUUUUCUCUCGAUCCAUUGACGUAUUCUAUGGCAAAUAUAAGGAAACGCAUCUACGCCGCGAAGUGACGUGAGACGUCCAGUCUCGUCAAAGCCGGGUGGAGGAGGCUGGUUGGGUCAGUGUUGUUGCCAUACGUUAAUUAAUACCACGAUAAUUUUUACCUCGCUUUGAGGUACGAUCUUGGGACCAACGCGUCGAUAAAAUACGUUACAAUGACGGAAGCCGAAAACAUCUUUAUGUUUGUGCCAAACAUUAUUGGUUAUGGGAGGGUGAUUCUGGCCUUGAUAUCAUUCUAUUUUAUGCCAACAAACCACAUAAUUGCAUCAUGGUGCUAUAUAAUUAGCGGAUUAUUAGACGCAGUGGACGGUCAUGCGGCAAGAUAUUUCAAUCAGAGCACAAAGUUCGGUGCGAUUUUAGACCAACUGACAGACCGUGUUGGCACUAUGUGCCUCUGUGUAACUCUCAGCCAAUUUUAUCCAGCUUAUACAUUCUGGUUUCAACUAAGCAUGGCCAUUGACAUUGCUUGCCACUGGAUUUACUUGCAUACAACACUUUUGCAAGGAAAAACGAGCCACAAAUUUGUUGAUAUGUCUGAAAAUCCCAUAAUGCGUGUUUACUAUACAAAUCGUCAGGUUCUUUUCUUUAUGUGCGCUGGAAACGAGGCAUUUUAUGCCGCUCUGUACCUUCUGCAUUUCACAGAAGGACCCAUAUUGGCUGGUAUGAAUAUAUUCAGAGCGGUUCUCUACGUCUCAGCUCCAAUUGCAAUAGUGAAGUCUCUGAUCUCUGUUUUGCAUGGGUAUGUGGCAUGCAUUAAUCUGAGUAUUAUCGAUGUGAAAGAGCGAGAGGCGCUGCGCAAAGCGCAUUAACUUUCCUUCCAUCCUUACCCUGAUACUAGUCAGUCAAGGAAUUUAGCUUUAACGACCUCUCUGUCAAAACAAAGAAUGAAUAUCUACUCAUUUUUCAUUAUCUUCCUCGUUAUAAUUACUAUGUGGUUCAACAGUAAAUACAUUAUACAAAUAUGCCUAUUUAUGUUAACUGACUAAAGUUCAAUGGAUAAGUACUUGUUAACCAAUAUGAACAAAAUAGAGUGAUAGGUGGCAGUGUUGUGUUCGAACUUUGAACUCAAAAUUGACUACACAUGAUAAAGUUAACAAACUGAAUUCAAUCGAUAUGGUUAAAAUACAUAUUAAUAAAUGUUAUCAAUUAUAA